AUGGCCUUCGCCCUAGGCGGAGGGUCCCUUGGCGCUCAGGCCGGUUCGGCUGCGGCUGCAUCCGGAAGUCUCCCGGAAGCCCUCGGCGCCCGACCGAUCGAGAUCCGCUUGUCGAUCAAUCUGGUCACGCUGGACGGCCGCAUCGUCAUGAAGAUGGACCAACUGCAGCCCACCGUGUCCGGACGGCCGGUCGGUGUGACGCUGGUGCAGGAGAACCAGCUACGGGUGGAGGCGCUGUUCACACCGAUCUGGAGAACCGAAACCGAGCUGACGUUGCACGCGCAGGGCGAGAUCUGGGUCGGCGACACGCAAGGCGGUUACGGGGACGCACCCGUCGCCAAGGCAUAUCGAGCCAUGCCGGUGGCGCUCGGCGACAGCGUGUUGUUCUUCCCGCUCGGUGGAGAGCGCGAAUUGCAGGGGAGCACCAGACGAUUCCACUUCCGGAGCGAGCCGUUUCCGGUUGAUCCGCCGCAGCAGAGUGAGUCGGAGGACGCAACGGUGGCGUUGGUGAUCGUGAUAGCGGUGCAGGUGAGCCUCCUCGAAAAGAACGGGGCGGCGGAACAACAGAACAUCUCUUCCUAA
Messenger RNA from Geodia barretti, 582 nucleotides. The record is from the annotation of a GenBank genome assembly. NCBI's taxonomy places the organism in Eukaryota, Metazoa, Porifera, Demospongiae, Tetractinellida, Geodiidae.